Messenger RNA from Anthostomella pinea, 561 nucleotides. NCBI's taxonomy places the organism in Eukaryota, Fungi, Ascomycota, Sordariomycetes, Xylariales, Xylariaceae. The record is from the annotation of a GenBank genome assembly.
AUGUCCUCCCUCCCAACCCAAAUCGCCGAAACGGUGCAAACAGCACACAUAAACCGCGCCCCAUCGCCCCAUCACGACAUGAACCCAUCAACCGCAGCCUCAGAGAAGCAGCCCGUGGACCUACACCCACUACCACGAGGCCGAUCCGACAACCACCAAAGCCACAGCCAACACUCCUCCUCCGCGUCGGAUAUAAGCAUAGACGAGGACCAUGAUAGAUAUUAUGACAACGAUGACGACGACAUCCCGAUCAGCGUGCUGGAGCCGCGGGCGCCACGGCGCAACCAGAGCUUCCCGCCGAUGCCGGACCUGCGGUUCGAGCAGAGCUACCUGCACAGUAUUGCUAAGGCGGACACGUGGUGGAAGGUUGGCUGGAUCACGGUGCGGGACCAGAUGAUGAUGCCCCUAGUCCAGGGCGUCCUGUACAACCUGGCGAUAUGCGGCUGGCAGCACUGGAACAAGAAUGCGCAGCUGAGCGGCAACACGGCCGGGGCGCGGAUACGGCGGUGGUGGUAUGGCGUCAACAACUGGCCGUUGCCCAAGCAUGCAAAGGCGUCAUGA